AUGUCUCCUCGUGGUGCUAGCAUAUCUGGUCAAGCCGCCAUUGCGGUGUCGCGCGCAAAGCUUGCUGCUGCCACCACUCGCGAUUACGCUGCAGAGGCUCGCCGGCACGAGGAGCGGAUGCUCGAUGUGGCAGCCACAACAAAACGGGAUGCCGUGAUGGUCAAGGCCGUCCGAAUCACCGAUUUCUUUGACUGUGCCGCAAAUGCCUGGGCGGCUAUGGGGAAUGUCACGCAACUCACUCAAGACACUAUCAAGAAGGCCGACGAACUGGUUGAAGCCGCUCGUGUUGCCAGUGAUGCGGACAAGCCAGAUGCCAAUCCCGAUGGAUCUGAUGAUGGCCAGGAUAGUUAUCAAGAAGAGCUUGCCGAGAGGCUGAAAGAAUUCGCAGAUAGGACAAUGCGCGAGGCUUGUGCGGUUCAGGAACAGCUUCAUGUCGCCCAAGGAGCUGUGCAUAUCUCCAAAAAAGCCAUAGAGCAGGAUACAGCAGCGCGGGAGGCCGUUGAGAGCAAUGCCAAAACGGCCAUGGAGGCGACCAAGCUUCUUAGCGAACGGAUCAAGACCGUCUUGCGAGGAGCGGAGCUUGAAGUGGCAAACGGAGUGGCCAGGGUGACGUUGUUCUCGGAACAAGCAGUGACUGCAGCCAUAAAAGGCGAGACGACUCGGGCAAAGGAUUUGGUUGAGUCUUCCAAGACGGAAGCUACGAGCAUUGAAUCUCAAUUGGAUCGUGUCAUUGCGACUAGGGAUUUGGGGCUGGACGGAAUUCUGGCAUUUCUCGGGGGUAGCCUAUAA
Grosmannia clavigera kw1407 is the source of this 789-nucleotide messenger RNA. RefSeq lists its product as uncharacterized. The record is from RefSeq and is a predicted model, not a curated record. NCBI's taxonomy places the organism in Eukaryota, Fungi, Ascomycota, Sordariomycetes, Ophiostomatales, Ophiostomataceae. Bases 1 to 789 code for a protein of 262 amino acids. The transcript is spliced from 2 exons.